CCUUCGCGGGCGUGUCUUCCCCAGGGAGCGCCGCCAACAGUUCGGCCCGGUCCCUCACCCCCAGCUCGUGUGUGGGCGGACGCGAAGCCUCUCGCCGGGGACUGGCCCUCAGCAAGGCCGCGGGGCAGCGUCUGGGAAGGUCAGGAGCUGGACGCGGCGUCGCCGGGAGCAGGAGAGGAGCGGGCCCAGGAAAGCGGCGGCCAGAUAUGGCAGCCGGGCUGGCCACAGAGCGCGGAGCGAAAACCGAGGACCGGCGGAUAACACGAGAGAGAUAGCGAGAGCAGGAACACAAGCAGGGGGAGUGGGAGACGGAGAAGCAGGGAGCCCGACGCGGGGCUCGAUCCCAGGACCCCGGGAUCAUGACCUGAGCCGAAGGCAGACGCUUAGGGACUGAGCCACCCAGGCACCCUACUUCCGGGAUUUAAAACCGGUUUCCGGAAGCCAGGACGGCGUCCCCAUGACAACCGACGUUGGGGCUUUGAGGCCCUUGUCUUAGAGCAAGGAAAACAGCUCUGAUUUGAGGAACUAGUGCUUCUUCCUCAGUGCUGGGGAGAAAGCCAGGAGCUGUCUUCUGGGGAACUGUGGAGUGUGCCCCUGGGGACCCAAUAAAGCAGAAGGAAGAUGCUCCAGACCAGUAACUAUAGCCUGGUGCUCUCCCUGCAGUUCCUGCUGCUGUCCUAUGACCUCUUUGUCAAUUCCUUCUCGGAGCUACUCCGGAUGGCUCCUGUCAUCCAGCUGGUGCUCUUCAUCAUCCAGGAUAUCGCAAUCCUCUUCAACAUCAUCAUCAUUUUCCUUAUGUUCUUCAACACCUUCGUCUUCCAGGCUGGCUUGGUCAACCUCCUCUUCCACAAGUUCAAAGGGACCAUCAUCCUCACAGCUGUGUACUUCGCCCUCAGCAUCUCCCUUCAUGUCUGGGUCAUGAACUUACGCUGGAAAAACUCCAACCGCUUUGUCUGGACAGAUGGACUUCAAACGCUGUUUGUAUUCCAGAGACUAGCGGCGGUGUUUUACUGCUACUUCUACAAGCGGACAGCUGUGAGACUGGGCGAUCCUCGCUUCUACCAGGACUCGUUAUGGCUGCGCAGCGAGUUCACCCAAGUCCAAAGGUGACCGCUUCUUGUCACACUGAUGGAUGGAUGCCUUUCCUUCCUGACAGAGGCUAUGUUUGUGGCUCUGUGGGGUGGGCGUUGGCCCUAUGCACAGGAAGCACCUUGACUUUACUAGGACAGUCUCCGGCCACUUGUGUUCAGCCAUCAAGAAGGAAGAUCUUCCGUCUUGCAAAUCAAAGUGUUUCCCAAUACAGGCUUCAGUACAUAACCCUCCCCGGCCUCACCUCGGUUCUGCCCCUUUUCCUUUCCUGCUCUCUGCCCCUCUUUUCACACAGUGCUGUGAGGCUUGAUCCUUGGGAGGCUGUCACUUAGCCUGGUACAGGAGGGGCUCCUGGCACCUGCUUUCUUUGCAGCAAACAUAAUUAAUGGAUGCAAAGAGUGACAUUUCUGAGCUCCUGACUGAUCACACUGUAGACAUUUAGAUUUUAUACCUAAGGUGGCUUUUUUUACAUUUUAUAAAUAGGAAAUAAAUUGAAUUCUUUUUCCGUACAUGGUAGAGUCUGUUUGUGUAGCUAGAUCUCUUCCCAGAUAAGAAGAAUGUCAAGUCCUGGCCUUAGCAUUUACUUGACCCAGUGGGCAGCUUGAACCACAGAACAAAUAAAGAUAUUUAUUGAGUGCCGUUAUGAGUAUAAGCUAUUUUUGUAGAAAUUCAAGGUGCGAUCUGAUUCCCCACCCCAACCCUUGGAGUUCCAGACUUCUGUGCUUUUUUUUUUUUUCGGGUUUUAUUUAUUUAUUUAUUUUAGCUGAGAGAGA
This is a messenger RNA of Zalophus californianus (California sea lion), 1862 nucleotides long. It is a transcript of the gene TMEM138, whose product is annotated as transmembrane protein 138. The record is from RefSeq and is a predicted model, not a curated record. The transcript has 6 exons. Lineage: Eukaryota; Metazoa; Chordata; Mammalia; Carnivora; Otariidae. Gene Ontology annotation, cellular component: cilium. The coding region runs from base 622 to 1110 and encodes 162 amino acids.